GUAAAGGUUGGGUGCCGCCGCAGCCAUUUUGCGGAAUGGGAGGCGCGGUUUGCUGACUUCUGCGUCCCGGGGUGUCGCGGCGCCCAUCGGCCUGAGAUCUCUGCGCCUUCCCCAGCUCAGUCUUUUCCUGUGGCGCUCAGACUCCUGAACUUUCUCCGCAACUAGGCCACUUUCCCUGCGUGUUGUCCUUUUGACCUCCUAACCUCUGACUCAAAGGUCAGCUCAAAGGUUGCGAACUUCGGGCCUGGGAUGUGAGGGCUGGACCAAGCCUGAAUUUUACCCAGUGUUUAGCCCUGGGCUAAAGACGAAGCCAUCUGAGGCUUCGUUUCCCAAAUUGGCCCCUAAAAUUCCAUAUGUGGCCCCGGAUAAUAAAUUACUAAUCUUUAUACUUGAACCUGGUGAUGCGAUCUUAUAGCACAAAUCUGGUUCCGCAUUGAAGAACCCCGUCUUGCUAACACUCGGAUUCCUCCUUGAGUCAACUGCAAUCCCGACCCCUGUGUCUAUGUGUUAGCCCAGGUUCUUUCAGUCCUGAUUACCCCCGUAAUUUGGAACUCAGCUCUAAAACUUUCAAGAUCUCCAUCCCCCCAGACCAACUCAUUUUGGAGAAUCCUUCCCACUCUAUUCGGUACCUUCCUGCCCAUGCCCUAGAUGCCAAAAUGAUUUCUCCUUGUUCCUCUCCUCCCCUAGAACCUACUCCAGAAACCCCUGCACCCCAGGGUCUCAUGAUUCCUCCUCCCGAACACCCAAAUUUCCCAGACUUAGCUUUUCCAACCCCUCCCUCCAGUCUCCAGGCCCCUACUCCCCCACCACCCCCUCUGCCACCUCCUGCCCCUGUCCUAGGGGCUGCUCCCCCUCAUGUCUUUGGCCUGGAGAAGAGUCGGCUCCUGAAGGAGGCCUUGGAGAAGGCUGGCCGAAUCCCCAGUUGCAAAGAGGACGUGAAGAGGCUCCUGAAGCUACAGAAGGACCGUUUCAGGAGUGACUUGCGGUGGAUCCUCUUCUGUGCCGACCUGCCCUCCCUCAUCCAAGAAGGCCCUCAAUGCGGGCUUGUGGCGCUGUGCAUGGCAGGCCCUCUCCUGUUGCCCCCCAAUGGCGUCCCCCUGGAGAGAAUCGUGCAGGUGGCGUUGGAGCAAGGCUACACGGCCCAUGGGGAGAUGUUCUCAGCAGCCAACAUGGGCACGCUGGCCCAGGAGGUGCUGGGCUGCCAUGCCGAGCUGCUCUGCGGCGGCCUGGGCAGUCCCAACAGAGACCGUGUCCUAUGGCACCUGGUCGCCGGACAUCCCCUGCUCAUCCCCUACGACGAGGACUUCAACCAUGAGCCGUGUCAGAGGAGGGGCCACAAGGCCCACUGGGCAGUGUGUGCAGGGGUCCUGCUGGGUGUGCCAGAUGUGCCAAGCCUUGGCUAUGCUGAGGACCCUGAGCUCCCAGGCCUGUUCCACCCAGUGCCCAGCACAGCCCGCCAGCCACCAUUGCUGCCAGAGGAGGGGUCCCUGGGAGCCACCUACCUCCUCUCCAAGCAGGGCAUGAGCUGGCACUACCAGCUGUGGGACUACGACCAGGUCCGGGAUAGCAACCUACAGCUGACAGACUUCUCGCCUUCCAGGGCUGCUGAUGGCCGGGAGUAUGUGGUGCCCGCCGGCGGGGUGAGGGCUGGCCUCUGCGGCCAGGUCCUGCUCCUCACACCACAGGCCCAGGCCAUAGCCUGACUCUCACCAUUUGAAAAGUGCUUUUCAGCAGCCUGCAGAUUUGGCUGGAUCGCAAAGGACCUCCAACCAGAGACUCUUCACAGAGGGCCCCCCACCCCAGCCCAGCCCGUCUCCACCAGGGCAUCAGCUCUGUGCCGCCCACGUCCCUGUAUUAAGCACCACUGUGUCAGGCUGGGGUUCUAGCAAGGAGACUGCCAGUAGUUCAGACCCCAAGUCGUGUCCAUCAUGGCCACCACCCUCUUCGAAACCACUGUGUUCUCUGGACAUCUGCAAGAGCCCCCUCAGUGCAACCCUGCUGCCUGCCCGCCCCGCCCCCACCCCCGCAACUUCUGUUCACACGGGCAAACCACAAAGUUGUACACCCGAAACUUAUGGGUCAAAAUUUUUUUUGUAUGGGGUUCUUUAAAAAUGGAGAGAAGUCACAUUCUACAAUAGGAGCUAUUGUCUGUCCAAUUUAAGCAAAUUAAAGACAAUUUAGAAGACAAGCCUAGGUCUCACUACCCACCAGAGAAGCUUCCAGCAGCUGUCGCUGCUCUAAAAUCAGGUCUGAACUCUUGGUCUCUUCCCCCACUUCACCACUCCUUACUCCCCCAGGAUAGCCUUCCUCCUGCUUUCUGCCUGCCAGCCAUCUGGCCUCCCAGGUCCCCCCUGGAGCCCUCUGCUGAGGAGAGUCCUAACUUUUCUUUUGGGGCAUUAUAACUUCCUGGAGAUUCCCACAACCCCACACCGGGCGCCUCCCACACCUGUAUUCUCUCCCUCAAAACAGAAAGUGAAUGCACCUGAGAGGUGUGUGUCAUGCCUUUCCACUUAUUAACUCAUCUGCCAUAUCUUGCAUCUCUAAGGGAGGAACCAGAUCCCAUUUGACAGAUGAAGAGACAGGCUGGGGACAUGCAGUGACUAAGGUCACAUGGUGGGCAAGUGACAGGGUCAGGAUUCAAAAUAGGCAUUUAGUACCUACAUGGUGGGGGGGGGUGCGUGUAGAGAUGAUUAGUGUCAUGGACUACUGUUGUCUCCACUGACGGGAGGAGCAGCUGUGUCUGGGUUGUGGCUUUGUUCCCAUUGUUCAAAAAGGGACUUAUUUAAACAGACUUGUACAAUGUAGUACUAAUGAGAAGCGGAUUGAGUCCCAUUCUGGCCCUGACGCUCCACCGGCAUCCCCCACCCCCGCCUGGACCCCUAGCCCAGCCCUGGCAAUGUCUGGUGCACAAUCCUGGAAGGCGCUAAGGGAGGGACUUGGAGUGGUGUUGGUCAUUCAUGUCCUCUGCACCGUCCAGCACAGAGUCAGGGACCAGAGCAGUAGCCUAGGAUGAGGGAGGCAGCUGCCACAAGCCUGCAUCUCUGCCCCAGACCCGUCAUUAUCCUGUCACCCCACCCAGCACUAGUGCUCAGGUGAUGAGCUUUGAGCCUACACACCCCAGAUGCAAAAGCAAAAACUCCAUAAAGUUGACUUUGCUCUGUUUAUUGGGGUGUGGUCACGGUGGAAGGCAGGCACUCUUGCUUCCUGUUCCCAGCAUGCCCCUAUCUGACCCCAACAUAGACCUCACAUAAAUAAGUAUAAAGAUGGUCAGUAGAAAAGGACUCCUGGGGCCUGGAAGACAGCAUUAGAGCUUCAACUUAGGGAAGAGUGAGGUGCCUGUCUCCAAGCCCACCCUGAUGGGCCAGGAAGCCAGUUAUGGGUACAGAUGAAGAUGGGGGUGUCGCCCACACCUCAGGGUGCUUAGGGUCUUUGGUUUGUACCUGGGCGAGCCCGGAUUCACAGCCAGCAGCCCCCCUGUGCCUCUGACCUAAGCUGGUCGAUUUUCACAGCACGGGUCGGGUGGGAUGAGGGUGCUGCUGAGGAAGGCAGCCGAUCCCCAUGAGGACACCAGCUUCCUGGCCUUGGAAAGCCCUUCCUGCCACUAAAGUUAGCUGGGAAGAAAGAGAUCAAAAAGUCCCAGGAGUAGGAGGCGGAAGGAGGAAGUUCCGAGGCUGCUGGCUGAGGGACGAGGUUGUCAGAUCACAGCAUUGCCUCGGAUGCUCAGCUGUGGCUGUGGUUUUGGUCUGCAGGUCAGCAGAGUUUCCCCAGGUGCAGGGGGGACCGUGCAGGCCUCGGGGAGGGCAGGACAAAGGAGAGAUGUAUCCUGCCCAGCCCCAGGGCAGCACCAGCAGGCCACUCCAAGGUGUCACACCUUUCUCAGGGCCCAUGUCCUUAGCACUCCAGAGACUCUCAGAUGAAGAGAUAGGGCAGAACCCUCCUAGGUGGACAAGACACUCCAGCUUGGUUCAUGCAGGCUGUGCAGUCCUAGGCAGCAGAGGUGGACAGACCCAGUCACUGGCCUUGGGGGCAGUGACUAAAGUCAUUCAUACAGUGACAGGCAGCCUCUGAAUUGUGACUUCAGGAUGAGGUUAAGCUGUGGCCUCCAGGGGGCCAUGCAGAAUCCUUCCAGAUGACCCGGUGACCCCUCUUCAGUCCUUACAACCCCUGUAUCAUGAAAGGGCCAGGUGCUACCUGGCCCCCAAGGCCCUUCAGAUCUUCCACACUGGUCACACUUCUCCCACCUGAGAGGUCAGCUUCCCCCCACUAACCUCAGGCCCCAGCAAACUCGGGGCUUCCCCAGCCAGAAAGGCCCCACCUAAUA
This is a messenger RNA of Talpa occidentalis (Iberian mole), 4321 nucleotides long. RefSeq names its product actin maturation protease (gene ACTMAP). The record is from RefSeq and is a predicted model, not a curated record. NCBI's taxonomy places the organism in Eukaryota, Metazoa, Chordata, Mammalia, Eulipotyphla, Talpidae. The transcript is spliced from 6 exons. Bases 657 to 1703 code for a protein of 348 amino acids.